AUGAUAGAUAGUGAGCCUCAGGCAUUCAAUGAGGCAAUGUCAACUCCAGAAGCUCCAUUUUGGAAAGAAGCUGUAAACAGCGAAAUAGAAUCCGUUCUAAGCAGUCUCAUGUAUAUUAUGAAUUGCACGAGGCCAGACAUUGCGUACUCUGUCAAUAAACUAAGCAGGUACACAAGCAAUCCUGGACAUGAGCAUUGGAAAGCUCUAUUAAGAGUAUUAGGGUAUUUGAAUAAAACCAAGAAGAAUGCUUUGCGUUAUGGUAAAUACCCGGCUGUUCUAGAAGGGUAUAGUGAUGCUAAUUGGAUUUCAGACUCCGAGGAGUCGAAAUCAACUAGCGGUUAUGUAUUCACCCUAGGGGGUGCGGCAAUAUCUUGGAAAUCCUCAAAACAGACGUGCAUAGCACGUUCAACGAUGGAAUCAGAGUUCAUCGCUUUGGAUAAAGCUGGUGAAGAAGCAGAGUGGCUUCGUCACUUUUUAGAGGAUAUUCCCAUAUGGCCGAAACCUGUGCCUGCAAUUUGCAUUCACUUUGUGGCAUGGACUAUCAAAGACACUUGGGCACUGGCAAUGGACAGAGGCAUGACUAUGGUGUCUAUCAAUGCAGGGUUGUUGAUGACACCUGAUCUUUCAAUCAGGAACCCUUAUUUGAAAGGAGCGGCUGAGAUGUAUGAAGAUGGAGUGUUUGCCACUGUUGAUGUUGGCUUCUUGGCUGAUGCACAUGUUUGUGUGUUUGAGGAUGUUUCAUCGUAUGGUCGCUACAUUUGCUUCAACAAUGUUGUUAAUAGACCAGAAGAUGCUGCUAAGCUUGCUAAAAUCUUAACACCUUCCCUGCCUUCACUGCCUCAAAGCUACAUCGAAGAUAUGAGGAUUAUCCCACAAAGAAUAAGCAGCAAGAAAUUGAACAAGUUGAUGGCAGAGUAUGAAAGUAAAACAUCAGUUGGGUUGAACAGAACAGAAAAAUCAUAG
Messenger RNA from Tripterygium wilfordii, 963 nucleotides. RefSeq lists its product as uncharacterized. The transcript is spliced from 4 exons. Lineage: Eukaryota; Viridiplantae; Streptophyta; Magnoliopsida; Celastrales; Celastraceae. Bases 1 to 963 code for a protein of 320 amino acids. The record is from RefSeq and is a predicted model, not a curated record.